CUCUCUCUCUCCCUCUCUCCUUCACUCUCUAUAAGGUGACCUGCUCCAGCUGUGCUCCUCCAUAAAGCUCCACAAGCCUCACACUCGCACCGUCUCUUUCUCUCUCCCUGGACUUCACUUGAGAUUUCUCACCGGUGACUCGACACCCUGAGCUUCACAUCUGAAGCACGAAAAACAUCAUCACCAUCAAAACCAGACUGGAGUCUACGGGGUAUUUCUGACUGGAUCUCUGAAUGGACUCUUUUUAAUCUGAACUCAUUCGAUUGUUUUAAUUAUUAUUAUUAUUAAGUGGAACAUCAGAUUGAAUCCGGUGAGGAGAUGUUUUCUCCAGGCAGUGUGAGGAUGCAGGAGGUUGUGUGUGGUGUGCUGCCGCUGCUGCUGCUGUUUAUAUUUGGUGCUGCUGGAGAAGUGACGCGAGGCUGUCCUGGUCCUUGCUCGUGCCCCCUGACGCCCCCCUCAUGCCCAGUGGGAGUGAGCUUGGUGCUGGACGAGUGUGGCUGCUGUAAGGUGUGUGCGCAGCAGUUUAAUCAGAACUGUGGACCAGACAAACCCUGUGACCACAUUAAAGGCCUGCGCUGCCACCUAGGGGCCGGAGGAGACCCGCAACGUGGCUUGUGCAGGGCUGAUUCUCAGGGUCGGCCGUGUGAGUUCGGAGGGCGCGUGUACCAGCACAGUGAGGACUUCCAGCCCAGCUGUGAGCACCAGUGCACCUGCAUGGACGGUGUGGUGGGCUGCAUGCCGCUCUGCCCCCACCACAUACCCCUACCCACCUGGCAUUGUGCCAACCCUCGGCUGGAGACGCCCCCGGGUCGCUGCUGUGACGAGUGGGUGUGUGAUGACGACAAUCGCAUUGAUGAAGAGCCCCGGGACCUGCAGCCUACAUGGCUGCAUACAAACCACAUCGACAAACUGCAGAGAGCUUUAACAGCCAGAGCAGGAGACAACCUCCAAGAAUGGACAUCGCUGCACAUGUCUCAAGUCCGGAUUCCAUCCGAUUGUGUUCCACAGACCACAGACUGGUCCGAAUGCUCCGCCUCCUGCGGUUUUGGCAUCUCCAGUCGCGUGACCAACAUGAACCCGCAGUGUAAACUCGUCCGGGUGACGCGUCUCUGUCGGGUCCACGAGUGCGCCGCUGUACCUGCUCUCAGGAAAGGAAAGAAGUGCAGACGGACGCUGAGGUCCCGGGAGCCAGAGCACAUCUCGUUCGGCGGCUGCACUACAGCGAGGCGGUACCGGCCCAAAACAUGUGGCUGGUGUGCUAAUGCCAGAUGUUGUCGUCCGUCUGAGACUCGCACCGUACGCCUGCGCUUCAUCUGCCCCGACGGAGGAAGCGUCACGCACAACGUCCUGUGGAUCCAACGAUGCCGCUGCAGCCAGAGCUACUGCCGUGCAAACGGAGACGACUCGCCUCCAUCCAUCAGCCUGCACAACGACAUCCAUACCUUCUCACACUGAUCAUCUCACACCAUCGUCUGCCACCUCCUUAAAGGAGGAUCGAAAAAGACUUUGACACAGUUUUAACUUUCAUAUCAAACCUAUUGUCUAAUCGGCACUAUGCUGCUGAUUCUGCUGAUUCAGCUAACAAAUAAGAAGAAUAUAAAGUCUAUUUAUUGCAAAAGAAAACAUCCCGAGAUAUUUAUAGUUCUGAGAAAACUUCGGAUUGGCUCCUCCUGUUUAAUACUGUGCCAAGAAAUGGUUUGUUUGGGUAUAUAUACACUAUAAGAACAAAAAUAUUGGGGUUUUUUUUCCGAAGUGUUCCCACAAAUUUGGAGGCACAUAAUAUUUUUAGGACGUCUUUGGAUCUGGGGAGCAUGAAAUUUCUCCUUCACU
Molecule: messenger RNA, 1830 nt
Organism: Silurus meridionalis
Lineage: Eukaryota; Metazoa; Chordata; Actinopteri; Siluriformes; Siluridae
Gene: ccn1l2
Product: cellular communication network factor 1, like 2
Exons: 5
Coding region: 319-1455 (378 amino acids)
Biological process (GO): signal transduction
Cellular component (GO): extracellular region
Molecular function (GO): protein binding
Source: RefSeq, a predicted model, not a curated record